AGGGGGUCGCCGGUAAGGGCGGCGGUUGGUCGUCGCCUACUUCUCCCGCGGAGUCAGGGGAGUCUUUCUCUCCCCUCCGUUUCCUCUCUCAUUCCUUCCCUCUUUCUCCACCCCUUCUCCAGUGUUGCCCUUCGAGAAGCCCUAGCAAGAAAGAGAGGUAGACGAAAAGGAAGAUGUCGGAGAUCGUGAAAGAAGCGUGGAGAAAGUACUUGAUCCAGUUGCAGGCGCAUCCUCUCAGAACGAAGGCAGUGACAGCGGGUGUUUUGGCUGGAUUUAGUGAUGCUGUAGCACAAAAAAUUUCUGGAAUUCAAAAGAUUCAGCUACGGAGGUUGCUUCUUAUCAUGCUGUAUGGCUUUGCCUAUGGAGGGCCAUUUGGUCACUUUCUGCACAAGCUGAUCGAUGCUAUUUUCGGAAGGAGAAAAGACAACAAAACUGUGCUUAAGAAGGUGAUAUUGGAACAACUGACAUCUUCACCUUGGAACAACUUUGUCUUCAUGAUGUACUACGGCUUGGUCGUUGAAGGAAGACCAUGGAGUCUGGUGACGAGUAAAGUUAGACGCGAUUAUCCCUCUAUACAGUUGACUGCUUGGAGGUUUUGGCCGAUCGUCGGUUGGGUGAACUAUCAGUAUAUGCCAUUGCAGUUCCGUGUCCUCUUUCACAGCUUUGUUGCAUCCUGUUGGGGAAUAUAUCUAAACCUCCGUGCCAGGUCUCUGGUCAUCAAGCAAGCCUGAGGGAGGAGGAGUUGCAGCGAAAGCUGAAGUUUGGGCAGUUCCAGCUACUCUGAUUUCCCGUCUCAUACUAGAUAUGGGUGAGAGUGAAUUUUUGGUACGCCGCCUCCUCCUCUGUAACACUCAGCUUGAAGAUUGGAUAUCGACUGUAAUAAGAUAUUAUCUAACAGUAUGGAAUAUUGCUAUGGUUGUUUUCGUA
Molecule: messenger RNA, 927 nt
Organism: Nymphaea colorata (pocket water lily)
Lineage: Eukaryota; Viridiplantae; Streptophyta; Magnoliopsida; Nymphaeales; Nymphaeaceae
Product: peroxisomal membrane protein PMP22
Exons: 7
Coding region: 174-731 (185 amino acids)
Cellular component (GO): cytoplasm; membrane
Source: RefSeq, a predicted model, not a curated record